Molecule: messenger RNA, 1738 nt
Organism: Salmo salar (Atlantic salmon)
Lineage: Eukaryota; Metazoa; Chordata; Actinopteri; Salmoniformes; Salmonidae
Gene: lhfpl5b
Product: LHFPL tetraspan subfamily member 5b
Biological process (GO): sensory perception of sound; detection of mechanical stimulus involved in sensory perception
Cellular component (GO): plasma membrane
Source: RefSeq, a predicted model, not a curated record
UUAGUUAGUCAACAGCCUUAUAAAUAAAUCAAAAUGAUUAACACGUAGCUAGAUGUAUCUGGUUCCACUAAGCAACGUGUUCCAUCACUCCUAACGCCUCUCAUCUCCUUACCUUGAAUAAUUCAACAUAUCACACCAUUACCGGCACGGUUUGAUUCCAACACACCAACUCUUAACAAGUAGGAUCUGUCGGCUGCUACAGAGCACUGAUCUUCUCACGGACUUCAAGGCAAAGUAAAACAAAGACAAUGACCUGAGCGCUCAGUGGGUCUUGGAUUAGAAAAGAUUUGUUUUGUGGACUUAAAUCUUCCUUUUAUACAUUCAAUUAUAAUUUGAAAUGACAAGUUAAUCUGGAUCCUUGGAAGUGUCUGGCAGACGAUCAAACGGAGCAUUUACAGAAAACAAGCUGGCAUUGAAGAGAAACUCAAACUGACAGUAAGUGCUGAAAAGUAUCUCUGGUGACUCAAGACAGGUGACUUUCUGGUGACUCGAGAAGAGUUAUCUGCGCACCUUCCCAGGCUUUCACCCUCACAGCCCUCUAUUUCCGCGUCAACAAGAUGUCAACAACAGAGAAAGUUGAGUCCAAAUCAAAAAGUGAGAAAAUGCUCCCUGCACAGGAGGCGGCCAAAAUCUAUCACACCAACUACGUGAGGAACGCGCGAGCCGUCGGCGUCCUGUGGGCGAUAUUCACCAUCUGUUUUUCCAUCAUAGAAAUGGUGGUGUUCAUCCAACCGUACUGGAUCGGGGACAGCGUCAACACCCCGCAGGCUGGAUACUUCGGCCUGUUUCACUACUGUAUCGGCAACGCGCUGACCUCUGAGCUCAUCUGUAAAGGAAGUGCCUUGGACUUUGCGUCCAUCCCGUCCCCAGCCUUUAGGACAGCCCUCUUCUUCGUGGGUACAUCCAUGCUGCUGAUAGUGGGCUGUAUGGUCUGUUUCACUCUGUUCUGGUUUUGCAACACCGGGAGCGUCUACAAGAUCUGUGGGUGGAUGCAGUUUGCGUCAGCCAUCCUGAUGGUGAUGGGCUGUAUGAUCUACCCUGACGGCUGGGACGCCCCUGAGGUGAAGAGGAUGUGUGGCGAGAGGACAGACAAGUACACCCUGGGGAACUGUACAGUGAGGUGGGCCUACAUCCUGGCUAUGAUCUGUGUCUUGGACUCUCUCAUCCUGGCCUUCCUAGCCUUCACACUGGGUAACAGACAGGACAAACUGCUGCCGGAUGACUUCGAAGUGGAGGGGCAAGAAAAGCAAUGAGGCACUGGAGUAUGAAGAGAUGGAAGAACAAUGCAUCAUUCUGGCACUCAUGAUUAUCAGGCCAGGGAUACAGCACGGCCUCCACGGCUAGUGUUUUUACAAUAUACACAAAGGUGUCCUUUCCUCCAAAAACAUUAUGUUUUUUAACUCAUUAUGCUAGAGGGUAGUUCUUUAGACUGUAUUGUCCCCAACGGCACCCUGUUUUCAUUUGGUGUUUUAGCCCUCUUCUGAGCCUUGGUAAUUAAAGUUUUAUUUUAAUAUUUUGGAUGAAUUAAAUGUUUUCUGUAAACAAUAAGUGUACAAUCGUCAAUACACGUUUUACUUUCUGAAUGAAAUUGUAAAGUUUUCUGUUCCUUGGUAAGUUCAUUGUACUUGUCAUGAAAAACUGUCCCAUCAACAGUAGUUGGGCAAAGAAUCAAGCUAGACAAGAGGCAUCGCAGAACUCCUAAUAUGAAGACCUUUUGUUUUAUUGUACGGUGUGGGGU